Nomia melanderi (Alkali bee) is the source of this 1009-nucleotide messenger RNA. RefSeq lists its product as uncharacterized. Lineage: Eukaryota; Metazoa; Arthropoda; Insecta; Hymenoptera; Halictidae. The record is from RefSeq and is a predicted model, not a curated record.
AUGUUCCCAAUUUCGUUGAUCGUGCUCUCGAUCGUUGUACCGCGGAUCUUCUGCGGUUCCGAGUCGAUUAUCCUAGAGGGCGAGAAUCGGUCAGGCUCCUCUUUGACGGAUAUCCUGCGGAAAAAGAUUGAUUCUGCCCGCGUGACCCUUAACGACGAGAAAACGAGCGAGGGGGACAGCUUCGCGAGGGACAGGGGCCAGGCGGGAUUCAAGGAGUUUAUGCUGGACGAGAGAAAGUACGACGAGCAGGACACCGCGCGCAAAGGUCACGACAAAGGACAGCACAGCUUAGGCGAGUCCGAAGCCAUCGAUCAAGGGAGGAAUGCUUUUGAACGUCACGGGAGCGGGUACUACAAAAACGGACACCAUAGGACCGGUUUCACCAACAACUACCAUAAAGACGAGUCGGGUAAUAACUCGAGCUUUUACGAGGACAGUGACGACGAGGGGGGCCAUAGGUCGUCCGGGAACACCGGCGUUUAUUAUGGCCAGAAAUCGCAGGACUCGUUCAGGGAUGGGGCCCGCGACGCUGCUUACAGCGGGAAGGAUCGGAGCCUACAAGGCUCCUAUGACAAUAGGCGAAAUUACAAUGAUUAUCGCGAUCACACCGGAGGCUACUAUAAAGAUCGGUACAAAGAUGACAGAAGGAACUACCUGCAAGACGAGGCGGGACAUUACAUCGAUCGAAAUGGGAACGAGAUAUAUCGCAGAGAAAAGUUGUACCCAACUUUCCGUAAUAAUCAUUAUUUCGUACAACCAUUCAGACAUUCCCAUUAUGACGUAGAUUUCACACCCAGAAAUUACUACACAGAUGAUCCUUACGUACUUGAUUCGAAAAAUGAUAGAUAUUUUCCUACCAGCCGACUGGAUUACGAGUAUGAGCCACAUUAUCCUUACAGGGGUCAUUACGAUAGAAUUUAUCCGGAUGAUGUUUACGACCAUGGAUAUACAAACAAAUACAGAAUUGGUUUUAACAAAAGAUAUAGAUUUUAAUACAUGUUUAUAAAAU